GCCUUUUGACGUCCUAGUGGUCUGUGGGAGUAGUAACCUCGUAUGUAUCUUCAACUGCUCGAUAUCUGGCAACCUCUCACACGUCCAGACUUUGGAUCUCGGUCCGAAUGCUGGGCCGGUGUGGAGGGUGGCGUGGGACCUGACUGGCACUAUACUGGCGACGGCACAGGAAGGAGGGCAG
Molecule: messenger RNA, 181 nt
Organism: Perkinsus marinus ATCC 50983
Lineage: Eukaryota; Perkinsozoa; Perkinsida; Perkinsidae
Exons: 1
Molecular function (GO): protein binding
Source: RefSeq, a predicted model, not a curated record